AGAAUGCCGUGCUGAACGCGGAGUCAUGAGUACCGUCGGCGCGGAGUCCAGCAAGGCGUCCGUGCCGGAUCGCGCCGGAUCCCAAGCCCCGGAAAUCGACGACAGAGUCGGGGCUUCGACGAGCGAGGAGGGCACGUGCGACGACCGGGAGACCCCGCAGGACGCGUACAACGGCUGCGCGCCCAGCAGGAGCCGGUACGGCAGGACAAUAAAGCCCAGGUUUACCGUGAACAUGGCCGAGGACUCGCCACAGAAUUGGAGGCCAAAGACACAUAGGCAAUUGUUGAAAGAAUUUGACAGCAGUGUGGACGAAAGUAUAGAGGAAAUUAAUGUAGCCAAUAAUAUAGACGAAGUCAGCGAUUCAUCCGCCACAUUGACUAGCACUGAGGAGUUUCCAUCCUCGAGAGCAAUCAGUCCUACUGUCGAAUGUCAAUGGAAGGUGGGACAGUUGGCGUGGGCGAGAGUCGGCAGUUUCCCAUUCUGGCCUUGUAUGGUAACAGUCGAUCCUACUUCGAGGAUAUAUUAUAAAUUGAGAGUUACAAGUAAGUCAAUUGUUAUGAUGAUACAUGUUCAUUACUUCGGGGACAAAGGACGCCGCAGCUGGGUUUCAGGGAACUGUUUGAUGGAAUUCACGGGUCUUGAUGAUUUUCUGAAAUUGUCGGACUCGCUGACAGCAGACGCAAAGAAGAAGGAUCCCAAGUAUGCCGCCGCUUUUAUCGUAAAACCAGGAACAAGAAAAAAGUGGCAAAAUGCCGUUGAUGAAAUUACGGAAGUGCAGUCGCUGACGACGGAUGACAGAGUCGCGAUUUUUGCGCCAAAAGUUAAAACCUCGAAAUCCAGAGACUCCAAGUCACUUACUGCCAAUGAAAAGAAUCAGAACAAGAGGAAACGUUCGAGGCUGAGCGUGGAAGUUGAGCAAGAUGAGCCUGACUCCAAACAUGCUAAACAGGAUGAUGUACAUAAUACAGAAAAACCGGAAAUAACAACAAAGCCACGUAAAUCGGAAUUAACAAAGAAAAAUUCGCGGGUUGCGAACGGUAAAAUUUAUUCGAAACCGAAUUCAGAUUCUUCACCUUCAUCUCCUUCAAGUCACAAAAGUUCACCCGAAAGCACAAACGCAAGAAACCUAAAAAAUGAGGAAGAUGAAGAAGAAAAUUUUAAUCUUUAUUACGACGAAAAUAAAAAAUUGUUGGAGAUUGAGUAUCCAAAUUAUUCAAAAGAUGACAUUAAGAUAUUUUUGCGAAAAAGUUGGGACACAAUGGAUGCGGACUACCGAGAGAAGUACGCAUUGUACAUGAACAAAAAUUCGCACAAUAACUCGCGAAAAUCGGACAGUUCAAAGGAUAACUCUCGAAAACUCGAAAGUUCGAAGGAUAACUCUCGGAAAUUUGACAGCUCUCGGAAGUUCGAAAAUUCGAAAGACAAUUCCCGGAAGUUUGAAAAUUCGAAAGAUAACUCUCGAAAAUUGGAAAAUUCGAAAGAUAACUCUCUGGAUGAAGACGAGAUGUCAAUGGAGAUUGACACGUCUUUGAAGGAAAAAGACGAAAAGGAGGAAAGUAAAAAGACGAAAAGUAAAACUGACAGGGAAGAAAACUCUGUCUCGGAAACGAAACGAAGUAGGCUGCACAAUCUCUUCAAAGGUAUGAAGCAAGAAAAAGUUUGUCAGAUUUGCGAAAAGACAGGCAAGCUAACAAGAUGUAAAGGGCCUUGUUAUUCUUACUUUCAUUUAUCAUGCGUGAAACCUGGCGAAUCUAGUCCAGAAUAUUCCGUUGACGAGAACACAUUGGAUGACAGAUUACUCAAUGAAGAUGUAAACAUAAUUAAAAGAAGUUUCAAGUGUGACAGUGAGAAUAAUGCUAAAUCCGAUGAGCAAGAGGACGAGACAUUCAAGUGUAUCGAUUGCUUAUCUGGAGUAGCACCCGCUUGUUUCCUAUGCAACGAGAGGGAAGGGGAUAGAAUAAGAUGUAUCGUCCCGGCUUGUGGGAAACAUUAUCAUUCCGACUGUUUGAUUUCGUGGCCGCAGUCGCAUUGGCAAGGUGGACGUUUGACAUGUCCGUACCACGUAUGCCAUACCUGCAGCUCCGACAAUCCUCAAGACAAGCGUUCGCGCGCCCCGAACGAGAAAAUGGCAAGGUGCGUCCGUUGCCCCUCUUCUUAUCACGCGUCAACAUUGUGUCUGCCCGCUGGUUCGGUAAUUUUAACGGCCAGUCAAAUUAUAUGCCCAAAGCAUUACAAAGCACCGCACCCUCCAUUAAAUGCGGCGUGGUGUUUCCUAUGUACACGUGGCGGAAGUCUCAUUUGUUGUGACACGUGCCCAACUUCCUUUCACCUGGAGUGUCUAGGUAUAAAUGCGCCCGAUGGUGGAUUUAUAUGCGAAGAUUGCGAAACGGGAAGAUUACCAUUGUACGGGGAAGUUGUAUGGGUGAAACUCGGCCAUUAUCGAUGGUGGCCAUCUCGUAUAUGUUAUCCACAUGAAAUUCCCGAAAAUGUAGAGGCUCUACCUCACAGUCCUGGUAAAUUUUGCGUGAUGUUUCUGGGGUCUAAUGAUUAUUAUUGGGUACAUAGAGGUCGAGCCUUUUUGUAUCAAGAUGGUGAUGCAAAUAUAAAACCACCUGUAGGUAAAAAGACUCUGAUGGACGAUACAUAUCGAAUAGCUCUUCAGGAAGCCAAUAAAAUACAUCAGCAAUUAAAAGCGAGGCGUUCCAUGACUAAAGAACCGAAAGGACUGAAACCACCGCCAUAUGUCAAAUUAAAAGUCAAUAAACCGGUGGGUAACGUCAGGCCAGCCGAAGUCGAGAGCAUCGUGGCAUGCGAAUGCGAUCCCGAGUGGGAUAAUCCCUGCGCACCCGGCACGGAUUGUCUGAAUCGUAUACUAAUGGUCGAAUGCAGUCCCGGGAUCUGUCCAGCUGGGGACAAGUGCAUGAAUCAGUCGUUCGUGCUGCGACAGUACCCGGCAAUGGAGCCGUUUCACACCGUGGGCCGCGGAUGGGGCCUGAGGGCCUUGGAGGACAUUCAAGCGGGACUGUUUGUCAUCGAGUAUGUGGGGGAGAUUAUAGACGAUGCCGAAUACAAGCGUAGAUUACAUCGGAAGAAGGAAUUGAAAAAUGAGAAUUUCUACUUCCUAACGAUAGACAACAACAGAACGAUUGACGCGGAGCCGAAGGGAAAUCUGAGUCGGUUUAUGAAUCAUUCUUGCGCGCCAAACUGCGAAACGCAAAAGUGGACGGUAAACGGUGACACGCGCAUCGGUCUGUUCGCCUUGCGUGACAUAGAAUCCGGGGAAGAGCUGACAUUUAAUUACAAUUUGGCAUCCGAUGGAGAAACGCGGAAAGCAUGUCUGUGCGGUGCGUCGAAUUGUAGUGGUUUUAUCGGACUUAAAGCGCAGAAGCAACCGGUGUCAGCGCAGCUGAUACCGGUGGUACAACCGAUUGUACAAUUAAAGAAAAUAGAGCCGAAGCCGAAACGGAUCGUCAGACGAUGGAGGAAGUACAUGUGUUGGCGAUGCGGCCAAGAGAUACCGGAUCUCGACAAAUUUGUAGUUUGUUCACAAAGGACAUGUAACAAAAAGUAUCACAAAACGUGCGUGGUAAUCGACGAACUAACGGAAUCGAAAUUCUGUUGUCCGUGGCAUUUUUGCUCGGAAUGCGGACGUCGGACAUCAGCACACUGUUCAUUUUGUAGCACUGCCUUUUGCCAAGUUCAUCUCGAUGGUAACUUAUUCGAUCGGGAGAGCGAUAAGGGUGGCUUCGUGUGCAAGUUGCACGAAAACGCUGACGCACAGAAGCCUGUUGAAGACGAGAAGGAAUAUUCGGAUAAUGAUAACGAGACAGAUAAAGAAUAUUCUUCGACAAGCUCCACUAGUCCGGUUGUAAUGGAAAAAGUUGCGACGCGAGAACCAUCACCAAGGGUUUCUAUCGUAGAGGUUCAGCUAAGCAGUGAAGAGAGUGAAGAAUCUCAGAAGGAAGAGGAAGAGAACAAUCUUGAGACUAAUUUUACGUCGUGUGAUAAAAGUUCAAGGACAAUGACAAAAAAGACACUUCAUAAAUCACAGAAGAAAGAAAAUCAAGCGAAGGAGUUAAGUAAUCUUACAUCUAGUCAACUGGAAGCCAUAAUUGGCGUUAGCCUCUGUGAAUGAAUUUCUGUCAUUCAGUGAGAAAUUUCCAGUUAUAUACAUAGUAAAGCAUAUUAAUAUUCCUUUGCAUCUUAUUUAAUUGUACAUCAUUCAAUACAUUUAUAUAAUAUAUAGGAAAUUAAAAUUUUUAAUUUAUAUAAAUAUACUUGAUUUUUUUUAAAUAUAUUAUACUUACAUAUACUCUCGAAAACAAUUUAAAAAAAAAUGGAUAUUAGUCUACGUAAUUAUGUUGCCAAUAUUCGUCAUCGUAAAAUUAUACGUGAUAAUUAGUGCCUUGACAAAAAACAAAUUCUUAGUUUGAUCAUGGUUAUCAUAAGGCUCUCAUAGAAUUGAUAAUUUAACUUCAUGACAAAAUGGAAUUUAGGUAUAGUUAAUAGUUCACUAAAAUAUCUUGUAAAUUAAGUUGUGUAUUUUAAUUUAUUCAGUGUGCAGAAACGCAAGUAGAUAAUAAUAAUCAUAUCACAAUCAUGAAGAUUCAUAAUCGUUUAAGAAAUUGUACGCAUAUAAUAUGUCUUCAACUACUUAUCUUGAAAAACCCCGAAAUAACUUCAAAAAGAUAAAAAGUGCACAUUGACUGCCAAGUUUAGUUGGUGUUGCAUAUGAAUUCCUAAUAUUAUACUACAUCACUUCCCCAUAUAUUAAACAGAAUAAAAUGUACAUAAAAUAUUAUAUGGUGCAUUGUCUAACGUAAUUCUCAGAAUAAAAAUAAAUUAUCCUGCCUAACUAUAUUUUCUGUGUCGUAUAAUCAUUGCAUUACUAUUAAAAAUAGUCGAUCUACCAAAUCAUUAAAAACUGUAUAAUUAUUGUUAUUAAUUUAAUGAUAAAUAUAAGGUCCAUAUGUACAUAUAAAGAUUAUUCUAGACUUCCAUAUAAGAAUAAUCACAUUAUUUAUUUGUAAUAAGGAAAUCAAAAAAAUUGUUGCACUUUUAUUAAUUAAAAAAUAACAACCUAUUUCUAUGUAAAAUGUGUAUAGUUAUAAGCUUACUUUUUUUUAAAGUUACUACAUACUAUUAACGCAUUAAUAUACAGUUAUAAUAUUAAAAUAUGUUAAGUGUAUAUAUACUUAAUAAACAUUUCGUGUUUUUGUACUGCCA
This is a messenger RNA of Wasmannia auropunctata (little fire ant), 5226 nucleotides long. It is a transcript of the gene NSD, whose product is annotated as histone-lysine N-methyltransferase NSD2. Gene Ontology annotation, biological process: regulation of DNA-templated transcription. NCBI's taxonomy places the organism in Eukaryota, Metazoa, Arthropoda, Insecta, Hymenoptera, Formicidae. The transcript is spliced from 13 exons. Bases 26 to 4135 code for a protein of 1369 amino acids. Gene Ontology annotation, cellular component: chromatin; nucleus. Gene Ontology annotation, molecular function: protein binding; histone H3K36 methyltransferase activity. The record is from RefSeq and is a predicted model, not a curated record.